CAGUAGGAAUACUGUAGAAUAUGUCAGAAACUGAAAUUUGUCUUGUAAUAUUCAUAGGCUUGCCAGGAAGUGGGAAGACUACACUCUGUAGUGCCCUUGUUGAGUAUCUUAAAACUUCAUGUAAAAUAUCAAACGAUAUUGUACAGCAUGCCAUACCCAUAUGUUAUGAUAGAAUGAUACCGGCCAAUGUGUUCAGAUACCAGGAUGACAGCAGUCAGUGGAAGGAAGCUCGUAGGGGCAUUGUAAGUUAUGUAAAAAAUCUUGUCUCUUAUUUGAAAGGGCUGGAACAACAGAACACAGUGAACAGUUUUGAAAUAUCUGUUAGAGAAGAACUGUUAAAAAUAACUCAGAGUGAGAAACGAAGAAGAGUGUAUGUAAUUCUUGAUGAUAAUAUGUACUACCGCAGUAUGCGAUAUGAGUACUACCAACUUGCCAAAUUGUACAAUUUGAGCUUUUGUCAGCUUUUUGUCCACUGCAGUGUGAGUGACGCUUUGAACUAUAAUUUGAGUCGGGACCCAGGUAUGACUGUACCGGGAGAAAUUAUAACAAGAAUGGCCAAGAGACUGGAACCCCCUGACAGACAGAAUAACCCGUGGGAGACAUAUUCACUCACAGUUCCUUCUGAAACAUGGACAGUCACAAAAAUAAAGGAGAUUGUUCACUUUCUGAAUUAUGUUUCUGAACACCCUGUUGUGUUGCCCCUAGAUGACUUUGAGGUGCGCCAGGAAUCAAAGUUAAUCUGUUCAACAAAUGUGAUCCACCAAGUGGAUGUAAUGUUACGGAAAAUUAUAGGGGACAGGAUGAGGGGAGGUAAAACCAGUUUGCAGCAAGUUGAACUCCAGGCACAGUCUAAAGUAUUGGCUGACAAGAGACGUCAUAUCCUUGAAGGAAUUAGAACUGGAAGGAUUCUAGUUCCAGAAGAUAUCUGUGAAGCUGUUGAGUUGGGUCAAUCAAAUACUGGGCAGAGUCUCCGAGAUUUUCUGAGCAGCUUGCUUACAAUAAGUUAGUAGGGUAUCAUAUUUAAAGAUGGUGUACUUCAAUUUAUGGUGUUAUCAUUUCUGCAAUUCCAAAACAGUAACUUGCAAAAAUAAUGCAGGUCAAGUCACAUAUGAACUAUGUAAUUUGGAAGCAAAAUAGUACUGGUAAAUUAUGCAAAAAAAAAGUGUACAUUCCAGAUUCCGAAAAUUUUUUUCAUUUGUAAUGGUUAUACGUAUAACAGUUCUAGGUCCUUGGACCUGGAGAUUACUUUGUAACAUUCAUCACCUUGGUCACCAUAACAACAUAUGAAGGUUUAAUACCCAUUGUUAUCAUAUUCCUAGUGCUUUUCUUAUGGGGAAGAACUGGAGAAAGAAAUUUACUUGAACAAAUGGCAAAAUUGAGAAUUCUUCCAUGUUUUUUUUCCCAAGGGAAACAUAUUUCAUAUUUACUGUGUUUUAUACAACUGCGUGUUUGGAACAAACAGGAUGACACAAGACAGAUAGAUGGGCAGACAUUUUGUCUAUGGAUACUAGCGAAAUACCAAUUGAAAAUUCCCAUCUAUAACUACUAUAUCUACAAAGAACUUCCAUUCAUCCCCACUUGCAUUUUGUAGCCAUGAAAUCUUUGAAGGCUUACAGAAUCACUCUGAGAUCAUGAUUUCAGUGAAUAUGGACACUAUGAACAUGGAAAGUUCUGGUGAGAGAGCUCAAUAGAAUAAGUGCAAUAGUCUAGAGGUAAAUUUUCUUAACAGAUGUUGAGACUGCAAUGCAGAGUUUUAUUAGCAACUGAAAGUGUUUAUUGCUUCAAUUUUCUGCUUUUUUCAUAACAUUAGUUUUGUUUGUUUCCACACAAACACAAUGAAAACAUGCCCUGCUCAAGACUAAUUGUAAGCAGACUGGAGCAGUCAAUGGCUACUCACAUGAUGCAGGGUCUUUCAUGUAUACCUCGUUCCUCUCACGACUGUCAGAUUUCUGCUUUAUGGAACUCAAAGGCUCAAUACCCAUUACUGUGUUCACAAUAGCUUGCCACUGGAUCAAAUCUUAAGACAGUUAUAUCCAGUUCACAUUCUCACAUUUCCCAAAGUUAUGUUUUAAUAUUAUCCUCACAUCUGUGCCUAGUUUUCCUAAUAUGUCCUAUUUCUUGAGAUUUUCCAAGUGAAAUUCUGUGUGUAGUUAACACCUCCAGCUGUGCCACCAUCAGGUCAUGUUUUUCAAGGGUUAACUUUGUAUGACUAGUUCCUAAAUAUUGGCAUGAGAAGACAUUCAUCUCUCAAGCGUACUGGAUCUUACUCAGGCAGGCAGAGUAGCACAGUAAUUUUUAAGUAACCUGUUUUCUUAACACUUGAAUAUCAUUUUAUGUAUCAGUCACUAUUCACAACUUUGCUUGUUAAUCGAGUCUUUUACAGAUUCAAAGUUUUUUUACAUCCUUCCCUUUUGAAGAGCUAUGGCAGAGUUCUUUAUGAAGGUCAAGUUUUUACUUCCUUCCCCUUUGAAGACUUACACAUGAGUGUAAGCCAAGCGUCAUGACACUUCCAAAUUUCAGAACACUUCUGUUUGCAAAAGUUGACCCCCUUAUUACACUUUGAUUGGUUUCAAUUUAACAUAAAGUUGGUCUUUAGUUUUUACAUUGACCAAUGAACUACUCGCUCUACCACUUGGGUAUCAUGUGUCUAGAAUAGCUCAUUAUUUUUGCAUAUGGUCUGCAAUUGCUAGCUAUCAUGUUACAUGACGACUCCAGAAUGCUUGUUCUGAACACGUGCAAUCAAAGACUUUUACACUGCAAUACUAUGUUACAUGUUCAAGGAAGCAAUUCAUUUCUGGUGCCUAUCAAAUGAUAAUUGUGAUAUCAUUCCUUAAAUUUGUAAACUGAACUAAGCAGCAAUGGCCUUUGUGUCCUCUCACUUGCUGACACAUGUUAAUUACAGUUCUUUGGAUAUUCCUCCUUAGGUUUGAAUGAUUACACCCUCCAUCCAACUUCCCCCACUGGAGCCACUAAGGCAGUACAAUUCACUAAUGUCUUAAAUUUGACUGAAGAAACACUGAACAGGCUGAACUGAUGGUAGCACUCUAGACUUUAUUUGAUAGGCACUUAGUUCAAACCUUGGUUAAUACAUUUGUGGGAUGUUGGUUCUGGUACUUGGAGAGAACCAUGUAAAUUUCUAUAACAUAUUUAUUGCUGUUAGAAGAAGAGCUUACACACGAGCAGGCAAGCAGAGUGUGGGCUAAAUGGGCCAUAACUUUAAGGCAGGGCACACCUGAACGCCGGUGAAGCUCCAGCCGCAGUGGCCCUCGUUUGGCAGUCAUGUGACUGUGAGCGGCCCAUAGAGCAGUAAGUGCUGGUGGUGGACUUUCCAAUGGGUCUAGGCAACCGCUCUCAGAGUCUGCUGACAGUGUUGCUGCUAGGAGACUCGCUGUUGCUGAGCUGUCUCAAUGUAAGAGUAGCUCCGACUGACUGACUAGUAUGAUGUGGUCUGCAUCUUUGUCCACUAUUAACUAGCAGUGCUCAGCCCAAUGGGUGUUGGAGCUGCCAAAGUCCAUGCUGAUUGGCUAGCACAUGCUUUGUUCUGCCAGUUGACUAGAAGUUGGUAGCUGGCCUGGAAAUGCGUUGUGGUAGGCUCCCACACAUUGGAUACUCUGACUGAGGUUUUCUGUUGUUCUUUUCCAUCCUUUCAAGCCAAUACUGGUAUAGUACUUCAAUUAGAUCACCACUUUUCACUUCCAAAUUCUUUUCAGUUCAUUAUUCAUUCUUGCUGGAUACUGACAGCUUCAUAAAACAAAAUAAAUACCAUCCCAACAGUGUUUUUUGAAUCUGUGAGUUUUCCACAGGUUUCACCAUGUAUAGUCAUAACUCAGUGACACUAACCAAAGCAACGACUGAUAACAGGCAUAAGGUAAUGUCAGGUAUUAUGCUUAUACCGCCUUUUCAGUGUAAAGAUUAUAUACACUAUCUUUAAAUUAUUCUUAUGGAUUAGAUUACACAUUUCACAUCAGGCAAUAGGGUAUUUAUUAAUACCAGUAUUACAGUGAAACAUUCUGAACCAUCCAACAUUUUAAAGUACAAUUGUAAUUGUAUAUACCACUUAUUUCGACAUUAAACUGUUUAUUUUUGUAAUGGAGAAGAAUUUUAUGCUUCACUGGGCUAAAGCAGCCUGUUUUUAUGCUGUAUAUUUAUUUCACUACUCUGGCUUACAGUCACUGGUGAUCAGGAACCCCUGCCCAAUAUGCUGAACUUUAACUGACUGUAUCAGUGAUGUAAUCUUACAGUGUAAUGUCUUCACAGACAUUCCUGGUGCACUGAUCUUCAAGACUUC
Messenger RNA from Cryptotermes secundus, 4288 nucleotides. It is a transcript of the gene Pstk, whose product is annotated as L-seryl-tRNA(Sec) kinase. Gene Ontology annotation, molecular function: kinase activity; tRNA binding. Bases 21 to 1007 code for a protein of 328 amino acids. Lineage: Eukaryota; Metazoa; Arthropoda; Insecta; Blattodea; Kalotermitidae. The record is from RefSeq and is a predicted model, not a curated record. The transcript has a single exon.